UUCGAAAUACAACGUAUUCCGCAAUCUCCGUAUUACCAAUACUAUUUCAAAAUAACAAUUUAUCAUUAGUUUAUUAAAGCAAGGUACUUGUGACGUCAUCUAACAUCCAUAUGUGAAACUCGCAGACGACGAAGUGAAAUUGGUUUUCUUAGGAUGUUAACGUGAUCAAAGCUUUUACAGCAAUUAUUUUCUUUGGAUUUUGUUAAUUUAGCUAGCAGCAAUUCGAUCAUGGCAACAGAGUCUAAUCAGGACAGUUGCCGGUACGCGGCCACCCCGGGGGAGGAAGGGGGAGAUGACACGAAGAAGGAGAAGAAGAAGAAGGCUGACAUGGACGAGCUCAAACAGGAGCUGACCAUGGACGAGCACAAGAUCCCAAUCACUGAGCUCUAUAGCAGACUAAACACGGACCCGAACUCGGGUCUGUCGCCCGACUUUGCUAAGCAGGUUUGGGACAGAGAUGGACCCAACGAGCUGACGCCCCCAAAGACGACCCCAGAAUGGCUCAAGUUCUGCAAGCAGCUGUUUGGUGGUUUCGCCUUGUUGCUGUGGCUUGGAGCCAUCCUGUGUUUCAUUGCCUACAGUAUCCAGGCUUCUGCCAUGGAUCAUGUCCCUGGUGAUAACUUGUAUCUUGGCGUUGUGCUGACAGCCGUGGUGGUUGUGACAGGCUGUUUCUCCUACUACCAGGAAGCCAAAUCCUCCAGAAUCAUGGACUCAUUCAAGAACAUGGUCCCUCAGUACGGUUUAGUAAUCCGUAGUGGUCAGAAGAAAGACGUUAAGGUAUCCGAAAUGGUUGUCGGGGAUAUUGUGGAAGUGAAGUUUGGGGACAGACUUCCGGCCGAUAUCAGAGUGAUUUCCUCCCAUGGAUUUAAGGUUGACAACUCGUCAUUGACGGGAGAAUCGGAGCCUCAGUCGAGAAGUGCAGAAUUCACCAGCGAGAAUCCCCUGGAAACCAGAAACCUCGCAUUCUUCUCAACCAAUGCAGUCGAGGGUACUUGCCGUGGUGUUGUCAUCCGGACUGGUGACCGUACUGUUGUGGGCAGAAUUGCCAACCUGGCCUCUGGACUUGAAGUCGGUGACACGCCUAUUGCCAAGGAAAUUGCCCAUUUUAUCAACCUGAUUACCGGCGUCGCUGUCUUUCUUGGUUUGACGUUUUUCCUCAUUGCUAUUAUUCUCGGUUACCAUUGGCUCGACGCUGUUAUUUUCCUCAUUGGCAUCAUUGUUGCCAAUGUACCCGAGGGCCUACUGGCAACAGUAACGGUGUGUCUGACACUGACCGCUAAGCGAAUGGCAAAGAAGAACUGCCUGGUGAAGAACUUGGAAGCUGUGGAGACACUGGGUUCUACCUCGACCAUCUGCUCCGACAAGACCGGCACACUCACACAGAACAGAAUGACUGUCGCCCACAUGUGGUUUGAUGGCCGAAUAUUGGAGGCGGAUACUAGCGAUGAUCAAACAAAUUGCACCUACAGUCGGUCUGACCUCUCCUGGGUCGCACUUUCCCGCUGCGCCAUGUUGUGUAACAGGGCGGAGUUCAAAUCCGGAGAAGAGGAAGUCCCUGUCCUUAAAAGAGAAUGCAAUGGAGACGCAUCAGAGUCCGCCUUGCUGAAAUGUGUUGAGCUUUCCAUUGGUCACGUGACUGAUUACAGAAAGAGGAACAGAAAGAUUUGCGAGAUACCAUUCAACUCGUCUAACAAGUUUCAGGUGUCCGUCCACGAGACUGAGGAUCCAAACGACCCUCGCUGUAUCCUGGUAAUGAAGGGGGCUCCCGAGAGGAUCCUGGACAGGUGCUCCACUUACAUUAUGGACGGACAGGAACGUCCAAUGGACGGGCUAUUCAAGAACGCCUUUAACACCGCUUAUAUGGAGCUAGGUGGCCUAGGGGAGAGAGUUCUUGGUUUCUGUGACUACAUACUGCCGAUUGAGGAGUACCCUCCUGGAUACAAAUACGACUCGGACGAUCCCAACUUCCCCCUGACCGGCCUACGCUUCAUUGGUCUCAUGUCAAUGAUCGACCCGCCGAGAGCCGCUGUACCUGACGCCGUCGGAAAAUGCAGAAGCGCCGGUAUCAAAGUUAUAAUGGUGACCGGGGAUCAUCCUAUCACAGCUAAGGCUAUAGCCAAAGGUGUCGGCAUCAUCUCUGAGGGGAGUUACACCAUCGAUGACAUUGCGGAGCAAAGAGGAAUUCCUGUAGCAGAAAUCGAUUCAUGUGAAGCUAAAGCUUGCGUAGUACAUGGAAGCGAUCUUAAAAAUAUGACGCCAUUUCAAAUAGACGAGAUUUUGAACAAUCAUGCAGAGAUUGUAUUUGCCCGCACUUCACCGCAGCAAAAGUUAAUCAUCGUAGAGGGGUGCCAAAGGCAGGGACAGAUUGUGGCUGUUACUGGCGAUGGUGUCAACGACUCUCCUGCUCUCAAGAAAGCUGACAUCGGUGUUGCUAUGGGUAUUGCUGGUAGUGACGUGAGCAAACAGGCCGCUGACAUGAUCUUGCUUGACGACAACUUUGCCUCCAUUGUUACUGGUGUAGAGGAGGGCCGUCUUAUCUUUGACAAUUUGAAGAAGUCCAUUGCCUACACCCUGACCUCCAACAUUCCAGAAAUCUCACCAUUCUUGCUCUUCAUUCUUAUGGACAUUCCACUGCCCCUGGGAACUAUCACCAUUCUCUGUAUCGACCUGGGAACUGAUAUGUUACCAGCUAUCUCUCUAGCUUACGAACACGCUGAAAACGACAUCAUGAAGCGUAUGCCCCGUGACCCACUCCACGACAAGCUUGUAAAUGAAAGAUUGAUCAGUAUGGCGUACGGACAGAUCGGUAUGAUCCAGGCCUCCGCUGGUUUCUUCACAUACUUUGUAAUCAUGGGAGAGAGCGGGUUCUGGGCCUCCAAGCUGCUGGGUCUCCGUGAACAGUGGGACUCGCGUGGUGUCAACGAUGUGCAGGACUCUUACGGACAAGAAUGGACCUAUGCACAGAGAAAGAGACUUGAAUACACAUGUCACUCAGCAUUUUUUGUGGCCAUUGUUGUUGUGCAGUGGGCGGACUUGAUCAUUUGCAAAACACGAAAGUUGUCUCUUUUCCAGCAGGGAAUGAAAAAUCACCAUUUGACAUUUGGUCUGUUCUUUGAGACUGCACUGGCUGCUUUUCUGACAUAUUGCCCAGGUCUGGAGAAGGGAUUACGAAUGCAGAACCUAAGAGCCGAGUGGUGGUUUCCAGCUAUCCCGUUCAGUCUGACAAUAUUUGUUUACGAUGAAUGUAGGAAGCUGAUUUUACGCCGAAUGCCAGGCGGAUGGGUGGAGAGGGAGACAUAUUAUUGAUGAACAAACUCAAUGUAAAUCACACGUCAACGGUGAACGUUUGUUUAAUGUUGUCUUCGCAACUAGGAUAAAUGUUUUCGCCUUCUCUUAGCUGAUUAGUCUCGAUUUGUGACACAGACGUCGAUGAAAAGGCCUCGAAGCCUUCAGCGUCAUACUUGACAGUCUAGUUCUAGUAUUAGUCUUGUUGUUGUUAAUGUUGUUGUUGAUGUUUUUGUUUGACUCUGCGUCGAUAGAAGUGGACCAACGCGUCUUUAAUAAAUGUUUGCAUAUUUUCGAUACUUUGUAGGUUUGUAAAAGUUCGGGCAUCUGAUACAUUCGCAACAACUCCCGUACAUGAAAAAAAAUUGUAUUGUGAGAUUUUAAUUGAAGUUUAACUUUUGCGCAUCAAUAACUUGUUAGAAUGGUGACAUUUUGCUAAAAGGACACAUUUGUCUGCACUCACGAGGACUUCCCAAUACGUUAAUGAAGCUACUCGGUGCUCUAACGCAGUGUGUGGUUAUUAGGAUGUUAUACAGUAUUGAUCGUUCUGAGGGUAAAGUUUUUAUUAUUAUCGGCAAUAACAUUAGUGUUAUUUGAUUAACCCCAAGGGCCAGUGCAAAAUAUACAAUUUAAAAAUUAUUAAUUGACACACACACGCACACCCCCACACACACACCUCGUCUGAUUAAUGUCAAUAUUCUUGGUAUUUAAACCAUUUAUCAUCCGAUUUCACAUUGUCCAUAGAAUGUUAUGUUAAAUAGACUUAAUUGACUUUAGUGUACUGUAGUGAAUGCAUAUCGAUAAGACUGAGGGCAACUAACACACGUCUGCCAAACGUUCCGAUGUUCAUAUUUGUUAUUACUGGAUGUUUUUAUACUGAAUUGUUGAGUUUAUUUUAGACUGAUUGUUAUACAUAUUUCUGAAGUAUUGCGUCCCUUUCUUUCUUUACGGCUUUUGUAGCGAAAUAAAUUAUAUUUAGAAAAGAAUCAUUGUUUUCGUGC
Messenger RNA from Mya arenaria, 4286 nucleotides. Its product is annotated as sodium/potassium-transporting ATPase subunit alpha-like. Gene Ontology annotation, biological process: sodium ion export across plasma membrane; intracellular potassium ion homeostasis; intracellular sodium ion homeostasis. The record is from RefSeq and is a predicted model, not a curated record. The coding region runs from base 229 to 3306 and encodes 1025 amino acids. The transcript has 19 exons. NCBI's taxonomy places the organism in Eukaryota, Metazoa, Mollusca, Bivalvia, Myida, Myidae. Gene Ontology annotation, molecular function: ATP binding; P-type sodium:potassium-exchanging transporter activity; ATP hydrolysis activity. Gene Ontology annotation, cellular component: membrane.